Momordica charantia (bitter melon) is the source of this 3440-nucleotide messenger RNA. RefSeq names its product tRNA synthetase class I (I, L, M and V) family protein. Gene Ontology annotation, cellular component: cytosol. Lineage: Eukaryota; Viridiplantae; Streptophyta; Magnoliopsida; Cucurbitales; Cucurbitaceae. Gene Ontology annotation, biological process: leucyl-tRNA aminoacylation. The record is from RefSeq and is a predicted model, not a curated record. Gene Ontology annotation, molecular function: leucine-tRNA ligase activity; aminoacyl-tRNA deacylase activity; ATP binding.
UCUCGUUCAUUCUUCCUGCCCGCUCAAUCUUCUUCUGCCGUUGGUCUCUGCAGUAGCCAUUUUCUUCUUCUUCUUCGUCUUCGUCUUCUUCUUCUUCUCAUGCGAAAUGAACGUGCAGGCACUGCAUUCCUCUGUACAUGGCCAAUUCGAAGCUUCUUCGGCUCGUCCAUUUCGAUUGUUUUCUUUCUCUCCCCCCUCAGUCGGACUGUGCAGGAAAUUCUCCACUACAGCUUUUAGAAGAAAGUAUUCUGCUGGUCGUUUAUACGGUAGUAGCUUGAGCUGCGGCAUUUGUGUUACCCGAGGUAGAAUCAGAAGUGCCUUGACGGGGGAAGUGAAUGAGGUUGAGGAGCAGAAGCAGCAAGAGGUGAGGAGGGCUUACCCCUUCCAUGAAAUAGAGCCCAAAUGGCAGCGUUACUGGGAGGAAAAUCGAACUUUUCGAACUCCUGAUGAAAUUGAUACUUCUAAGCCUAAAUUCUACGUGCUUGAUAUGUUCCCUUAUCCCAGUGGAUCAGGAUUACAUGUUGGUCAUCCUCUAGGUUAUACUGCUACAGACAUUCUCGCUAGAUUCAAACGCAUGCAAGGUUAUAAUGUUUUGCAUCCAAUGGGCUGGGAUGCUUUUGGAUUGCCUGCGGAGCAAUAUGCUAUUGAGACAGGAACUCACCCCAAAAUCACUACUUUGAGGAAUAUUAAUCGCUUCCGCUCUCAGCUUAAAUCAUUGGGGUUUUCAUAUGACUGGGAUCGUGAAAUUUCCACAAUCGAACCAGAUUAUUAUAAGUGGACUCAGUGGAUUUUUCUUCAACUGUUGAAGAGAGGAUUAGCAUAUCAGGCUGAAGUACCAGUUAACUGGUGCCCUGCUCUUGGCACUGUCUUGGCCAAUGAAGAGGUAAUUGAUGGUGUCAGCGAGCGUGGGGGUCAUCCAGUUAUAAGGAAGCCAAUGCGGCAAUGGAUGCUCAAGAUUACUGCAUAUGCUGAUCGUCUUCUUGAUGAUCUAGAUGACCUUGACUGGCCUGAAAGUAUAAAAGACAUGCAAAGAAACUGGAUUGGGAGAUCAGAAGGGGCUGAGAUUGAAUUUUGUGUUAUUGACAGCAGUGGAAAAGAUAGUGACCUCAAGAUUACAGUUUAUACUACCAGACCAGAUACUAUAUUUGGAGCAACGUAUUUGGUUGUGGCUCCAGAGUACUCCUUAUUGUCAUCUAUGGUAUCUCCAACAGAAAGCAAAAAAGUGGAGGAGUACAGAGAUCUUGCUUCAAGGAAGAGUGACCUUGAGAGGACUGAGCUGCAAAAGGAAAAAACUGGGGUUUUCUCUGGUUGCUAUGCUAGAAAUCCAGUUAAUGGGAAUGCUAUCCCAAUAUGGGUUGCAGAUUAUGUCUUAGGGAGUUAUGGAACUGGAGCAAUAAUGGCUGUACCUGCACAUGAUUCCCGUGAUUAUGACUUUGCCGUGAAAUAUGAUAUUCCCAUAGUGGUGGUGGUUGUGCCAGAGGAUAGAAAUAUUGGUGAUUCAACUAAGGCAUUUUCAGGAGUAGGUAUUAUUACCAAUUCAUCAAGUUCAACAUCAGGGCUUGACAUCGAUGGGCUCUCAAGCAAGGAAGCUGCUACCAAAGUCAUUGAGUGGGCUGAGAAAACAGAGAAUGGGAAGAGAAAGGUGAACUACAAGCUGAGGGAUUGGCUUUUUGCUAGGCAACGUUAUUGGGGGGAGCCUAUCCCAGUCCUUUUCUUGGAUGAUGGAGAGAGUAUCCCCCUUCCUGAAACCGAAUUGCCCCUUACAUUACCUGAAUUAGAUGAUUUUACACCCACGGGGACAGGGGAACCUCCACUUUCAAAAGCAGAGUCUUGGGUUAAAGCCACUGAUUCCCUGUCUGGAAAACCUGCCAAACGAGAAACGAGUACUAUGCCACAGUGGGCUGGUUCCUGCUGGUACUACUUAAGAUUUAUGGAUCCAAAGAAUUCCAAAGAACUUGUUGGGAAAAUGAAGGAAAUGUAUUGGAGCCCAGUUGAUGUAUACGUUGGUGGUGCUGAGCAUGCUGUUCUCCACUUACUUUAUUCUAGGUUCUGGCAUAAGGUUCUCUAUGAUAUUGGUGUUGUAUCCACCAAAGAACCCUUCAAGUGCGUCAUAAACCAAGGAAUUAUACUUGGGGAAGUUCAAUAUACAGCUUUAAAAGACCCAGAUGGGAAUCUAGUGUCUGCAGAUUCCGUUGACAUUUUCAGUGAAUUUCAUCAAGAAAGAAUUCCCGAGGAAAAGGUUGUGAAAUCUGGAGAUUUUUUUGUACUGAAAGACAGUCCUAAUAUCAGAUUGAUUGCUCGUGCUCACAAAAUGAGCAAGAGUCGAGGAAAUGUUGUCAAUCCUGAUGAUGUUGUUGCUGAGUAUGGUGCAGAUUCUCUUCGCUUGUAUGAAAUGUUUAUGGGCCCUCUUAGAGACUCAAAAUCAUGGAAUACCAGUGGUAUUGAAGGUGUCCAUAGGUUCCUGGGAAGAACUUGGAGACUAAUUGUUGGAUCGCCUUCAGCUGAUGGUACAUUUAAAGCUGGAACUGUAGCAACUGAUGAGGAACCCACUCUGGAGCAACUUCGUUCACUCCAUAAGUGCAUCAUGAAGGUAACAGAAGAAGUUGAAGGGACCCGGUUCAACACAGGAAUCUCGGCUAUGAUGGAGUUCAUUAACGUGGCAUAUAAGUGGGAUAGAUACCCAAAGUCUAUUAUUGAAGAAUUCAUUUUGUUGCUUUCACCGUAUGCACCUCACAUGGCUGAGGAACUUUGGUCUCGCUUAGGGCACUCAGAAUCAUUGGCCUAUGAGCUGUUUCCUAAGGCCAAUCCAACUUAUUUGAAGGAAUCCACAAUUGUCCUACCUGUUCAGAUCAAUGGUAAAACUAGGGGUACCAUACAGGUUGAAGAAACAUGUACAGAGGAGGAUGCUUUCCAACUAGCACAACAGGACGAGAAACUCUCCAAAUAUUUACAAGGGCAGUCUAUAAAAAAGCGAAUCUUCGUCCCCGGCAAGAUCUUAAAUGUUAUAUUGGAUCGUCAAAGCACCAAAGUUGCUUUCUGAUACUGUAGAACAACUUGCUGUAGUGACAGAAGUAUCUUCCAGACGAUAUACACCGACAGAUGUGUACGACAGAUUGUAAUACAAGCCUGUUGUGAUUAUAAGUGCAUUGAACAGAAUGAUUCAUCUUAACGAAUGGAAAAGGAAGAAAUCUAGGUACUACAAGUUUAUCAUCAAGACAGGAAAUUUGCAGCUAUUCAAGACAUUGUGGCAACGGCUCUUGAGGGCCAGUAUUGGCAUCGUAGCUGUUUCAUCAGUUCUUUCUACAGUUUGUUGAGGGGCAAUUCGUUGAUACAACAAUCUGUCAUCUCGUCUGUCAUUCAUUGUAAUAAAGAUGCUUAUGACCAUUUAAAUUGCUGAAAAUAACUUUCUUUCAAUUUAUUCGAUACGAUAAAAUUUGUUA